Gaeumannomyces tritici R3-111a-1 is the source of this 3222-nucleotide messenger RNA. RefSeq names its product peptidase S41 family protein. The transcript is spliced from 4 exons. Gene Ontology annotation, biological process: proteolysis. Lineage: Eukaryota; Fungi; Ascomycota; Sordariomycetes; Magnaporthales; Magnaporthaceae. Gene Ontology annotation, molecular function: serine-type peptidase activity. The coding region runs from base 947 to 2848 and encodes 633 amino acids. The record is from RefSeq and is a predicted model, not a curated record.
GACGAGACUAGUUUCUUCGACAAUUUAGAACAACCACCGUCAUUGGGUUCUUCAAGCGAAGCAUGAGACAAAGAAAAGACACGACAAGGAAGCCCCACCAAGGAAAUCCACCCGAGCCUCCUCAAAAAACGUUGCCAAACGACGUUUCUAGAUUGGCAUGGAAAGCAUCGCAGCAGUUCCCCUAAACGAAGGCUAGUUCCAGCGCCGCGGCACCCGUCGUAGCCGGAUCGACCCGGGGUGGAGAGUCCUGCGAGCCGUUUCGAAACAUCGGACAUGGACCUAACCUGAUGGCAGGACGCGGUUCCCUUGCAUCAGGUGCUGCAACUAGGGGGGUUUGUGCGCCGGCCGCCUGUUGCUCCCGCUCGCUGCGAGAUAAGUGCUCCAAACCUUGACACUAGAUAGAAACAAUGGUGCGAGAACGGGAUGCAGCCCCGCCGUUGAGCCCUGGGACCAUCGACGGGGUGGAAACAAACGCUCCGGCAGGUUGCCAGCCGCGGCUAGCUCCUAGGAGGCAUGCUUCCGGUAGAGCGCGCCCGGCCCAAUCCCUGAUACACGGCACAUCCUUUACCAUAUCCUGCCGCGGCGGCGAGGCAGACGCCUUUCCAAUCGAAACCAUUCCGCUCUCAGGAAGCCUUCGUCCCUUUGUGCUUGCCAUAAGCACGACGCAAGAUGGGAAGAAGCAUGCGAGGCAGCCAAGCCGCACACAUUGGAAGCCACAUACCCGUCCAAGGCAUGGCCAAAUAGCAGAAUAGGGCGAUAGUAAAGGGGAGCUAACUCCGAGUCGCCUGCAGCAGCAUGUUAAGAGUUAUAUAUGAGCGCGGCACAUUUUGAACAGACAUGUCUCCCGUCCUUCGGGGCCAGCAGCCACCAGUACAUGUAGGGGUCCGCUCCCGUGCGUCACAUUGACCGUUGCAUCUUACCUACCGGUGCUGCCGCCACGUCCAAGAUGAAGUCCUCAGCCGUGGCCCUGGGUUUGCUGCUCGGCACUGCCUCGGCAGUCCCGGCACCGUCAGCGGGCGGGGAGCCUUGCGAAAAGAUUGCGCCAGCUGCAGCGGAGUACAUAGCAGCAAACCCCGAUGCUCCCAGCCCGCGGGUCCGGGCCAGGAUGGCGUGGGAGUGCAGGUACACGAGCGAGUUCGACUUCCAGAUGGCCAUCGUCGAGUUGCUUUACACUGCUCAUGAUGGCCACUUUUACUACCGGCCCGAUGCCCUCAAAACCUUCUCGUUCAGGAACGGCAUGGCCGCCGGCAUCGUCUCGGUCUCGCGGGACGGCCAGGAGGCUCCUAUGCUGUACCAUGAAGGAUCGCCCGUCAUCGCGGCGUCGCUGGCCUACCCGGGGCCCACCCCGACGAUGGCCUACGAGGACGGCACCAUCAAGACGAGCGAGAACAUGGCCAUCCUGCGCACGGGUAUCAACUUAACGGGCAUCCGCAACGGCGAGGAUUUCGACCAGCGCUGGUGCACGCCCGACGCGUCCCUGGCCGAGAUGAGCGACGUCGCACUUGAGCCCAGCGAUAAGCCGUCGCCCGCCAUGCCCGACGAGCCGUCGGUGACCACCAUGUACGUCAAGCCGAGCGACAAGAACUCGCCAAAGAUCAAGAAAGAUCUCCCGCCGCCGGCGCCGACCAUCGAGGGCUACCCGUACCCCGUGGUCCGCGACGACGGCGCCAACAUCACGGCGGGCUACUUCCUCAAUGGCACGGGCUACGACAAGGUGGCGGUCCUGUCUGUGCUCGCCUUCAGCGCCGAUAGCGAGUACGAGGGCGACUACCUCGACAACUUCCAGCAGACGGUGGAGCGCUUCCUGGCCAAGUGCAAGGACGCGGGCAAGGAGAAGCUCGUCAUCAACGUGUCGAGCAACGGCGGCGGGUACGUGGUGGCGGGGUACGACCAGUUCGCGCAGCUGUUCCCCAACGUCACCAUGUUCCAGGCCAACAACAUAGGGCUGACCGACUCUAUGGUCAACAUCGCGCGCGUCGGCACGCUGGUGCUAGACAAAACGCCCAACGCCACCGACGUGUACAGGUCGCCCAACGAGCGCGCGGCGCUGUCGGUGCUCGAGAACUCGGAGAUCAUGGGCAACCUGGUGCCCGAGUCCGUGUACGGGCCUGACGGGCGCGACUUCUCGACGGUCGAGGACAUACUAGCGCCCGUGUCACUCAAGGGCGACUACUUUUCCGCGUACCAAAAGACGCCGCUCAACGACACGAGCAGCAGCUUCAACCUCACGGGCACGGGCAGCCGCUCCAACCCGCCGCCGGCCGUCUUCGCGCCCGAGGACGUGGUGCUGCUGACGGACGGCACCUGCGGCAGCACCUGCACGCUCAUGGCCUACCUGCUCAUCAAGCAGGCCGGCGUGCGGGCCACGGUGGUGGGCGGCCGGCCGCGCGGCGGUGUCAUGCAGUCGGUGGCGGGCGUCGAGGGCGCGCAGGUGUACCGCAUGGACGGGGUCAGCGUGCUGGGGGCGGCGUACGCGCUGACGCGGGCGUCGCGGCCGGGCAGCGCCGGCGGCGUCAACGCCAAGAACGCCUCCGGCACGGGCGACGCGCAGACGCCGCGCCAGUUCCUAUACCAGGCCGCCAACUGCCGCGUCUGGUACACGCCGCGGUCAGUCAUGGACCCGGACGUGAACUGGAAGACAGCCGUGGAUGCGACCUGGGGCGACUCGGACGGACUCUGCGUCGACAACAGCAUCGUGCCGCUCGACGAGACGGCCGGCCCGCAGCCCAUGGACCCGCUGUUCCAGCUCAGCGUCGAGCGCAAGGCGGCCGAUGCUGCUGGGAGCCGGGCUUCUUGGGCUACGGGCGUCGUGGCCGUGGGUGCAGCGCUAGCAGUUUUGGUUAUUUAGUAGGGGUUAGUUGGUGUAUAUUUUGAGAUUCCCACUGUAUAAUUCCUUGUCUCUAAUCACAUACCAACGGCCCUAUUGCUAAUGACACACUGUUAUCACAUGCUGCAUCGGUGGGUAACAUUAGACUUUUCUCAUGGGCUACCCUGGGAAUCUCUCUGCACGUACUGUGCUGCCACCUCGCCACGUGCGUGCAGUCCAAAUGUUUGGGAUCAUGAAGCACAAGACAACUAGACAGCUGCUGGGGAAGUCUGUGGCGCUGACUCUGUGUGCACAAAUUCAGGCACCCAGGCUGCCUCAUGUCUGGCAAUCUUGUUGCCUGCCGAUCCCUCGAGACCAGCCGCCUCCGAGCACAACCACGUUGGAGCGGCACAUGC